Messenger RNA from Dipodomys spectabilis (banner-tailed kangaroo rat), 2587 nucleotides. It is a transcript of the gene Cd6, whose product is annotated as CD6 molecule. Gene Ontology annotation, cellular component: membrane. The transcript is spliced from 13 exons. Bases 117 to 2135 code for a protein of 672 amino acids. The record is from RefSeq and is a predicted model, not a curated record. Lineage: Eukaryota; Metazoa; Chordata; Mammalia; Rodentia; Heteromyidae.
GCGGAGACAAAGACACCCACGGGAACAAAGAGGGCACCAGGGUGACAGGCACACAGUGUCCGUCUCCUGGCCCCAGGAUGGCCCUUCCCCGGGGCAGGGACGUGUGAUGCUCAGAGAUGACAGCAGCCAUGUGGUUCUUCGUCGGGCUCACGGGAUUGCUGGCGACCACCCUCACAGGUCUCCCAUCUCCAGCCCCGGCUGACAAACACAGUACCAGCAGGGCUGAAAACAGGCUUCUGAAGGCAGGGAAGCCAGGGGAGCUGGAGGUCCGCCUGGUGAAUGGGAGCAGCAGCUGCAGCGGGACGGUGGAAGUCCAACUCAGGGGGACCUGGAAGCCCGCCUGCGGGGCACUCUGGAACUUCCAGGCCGCCCAGGCCGUGUGCCAGGCCCUGGGCUGUGGCAUGGCAGAGACCCCUGCCCAGCCUGUAUCGCCCACCCCAGAGCUGCAGCCUGUGCCCACUGCGGCGAACACCAGCGGGCCCCUCAACAGCACACGGCCGCUGGCACCUGCCAUCGUGUGCAACGGAAGCGGCUGGCAGCUGUGCAAGGUCCUGGACCAGCACCAGGAGUGCAGUAGCGAAGGGAGGCCCGCCUGGGUCACCUGUACAGAAAACAGGGCCCUGCGAUUGGCUGACGGUGGCAGCCGCUGCGCUGGCCGGGUGGAGAUGCUGGAGCGCGGCCGGUGGGGUACCCUGUGCGAUGAUGCGUGGGACCUGGAAGAUGCCAACGUGGUGUGCCAGCAACUCCAGUGCGGCCUCGCCGUCCAGGCCCUGCCCGGCCUGCACUUCGCCCCGGGCCGAGGGCCCAUCCACCGCGACCAGGUGAACUGCAGCGGGGCGGAGGCCCAUCUGUGGGACUGCCCCGGGCUGUCGGGAGACCUGUACUGCGGGCACAAGGAGGACGCAGGUGUGGUGUGUUCAGAACAUCAGUCCUGGCGCCUGACCGGGGGCAUUGACCCCUGUGAGGGACAGGUGGAGGUGUACUUCCGAAGGGUCUGGAGCACCGUGUGUGACAGCGAGUGGUACCAACCAGAGGCCCAGGUGCUCUGCCGGGCUUUGGGCUGCGGGGAUGUGGUAAACUGGCCCAAGGGGCAGCCCCACAACCUGGAGGGCAAGAUGUCCUACUCAUGUACAGGAGAAGAGCCUACUCUUUCCGAAUGUUCCUGGUGGUUUAACAACUCCAACCUCUGCAAACAGUCGCUGGCAGCCAGGGUCCUCUGCUCAGGCUCCCGGAAACAGCAGCAUCCGUCUACUUCUGAUGGCCCUGCGAGUAUUCAGCCAGUCACUAUAGAAUCUUCUGUGACAGUGAAAAUGGAGGACAGUGAAUCUUGGGAGCUAAUGCUUCUCAUCUCCUGCAUCGUUCUGGGAGUGCUCCUCCUUGGUGCAGUCAUCUCCAUAAUCAUCCUCCUCUUGAAAGUCAAAGGAAAAUACGCACUCCCUGUAACCGAGAACCACCAGCAGUCUCCCUCCACCACCCCAGCGGGGCUCAAUAGUUACCAAGCCGUUCCCAUCACCAUCACCAUGCCCAAAGACGAAGGUCUCAAGUUGCCUAUCCAGGUCCGGGACCCACACCCCGAGGACUCAGACUCCAGCUCGGAUUCAGAUUAUGAGCACUAUGACUUCAGUGCCCAGCCUCCUGUGGCCCUGAUCACCUUCCACAAUUCCCAGCGGCACCGGGUGACAGAGGCGGAAGCCCAGCAGAGCAGGUUCCAGAUGCCACCCUUGGAGGAAGGACUUGAAGAGCUACAUGUUUCCCACGAGCCAGCUGUGGACCCCAGACCUUACAUAGCAGACCCCCCUUCUGUGGGCCCUGGGUAUCACGCCCGGAGCCACAGUGGGUCCAGCACAUCUUCUGGGGAGAAUUACUGCAACAGCCCCAGCAGCAAGCCACCCCCGUGGGACCCCCAGAUGUUUUCUUCAGAGCAACAAUCCCCCAAUUUGGAGCUAGCAGACUCUCAGGCAACUUUUUCAGGGCCCUUCGCUGACAACAGCUCCAGCACCUCGUCGGGAGAAUGGUACCAGAACUUCCGGCCGCCCCAGCCUCUUCUGCCGGAGCAGUUGGAACAUCCAGGCUCCCUUACACCCCAGCCAGACUCCAGUGAUGAGAGUGACUACGAUGACAUCGGAGCCGCCUAGUCUGGGCCCAUCCUGGUGGCUCCAUCCCUCUCUCCUCCUGUUCUCCCUUCCUCCCCUCCCCCUUCUCUCCCACAGGCCACGGCCUCCCACAGAGAGAUGGACAGAGACUCGGCCUCCUGGCACAACUCCAAACAACGGCCCAGGAUGGAGGGCGGGACUUGAGGAUGAGCUCUGUGUCAAUCAAUGGCUGUGGAGCUCCUCAUUGGGUGAUCCUUGGGCACUUUGAUUCUGAGUCUCAGGCAGCAGCUCGGGGCAGGAACAGGCCGUCUAAGCCCUGGAUGGCUUCUGACCCUGUCACCUGGCCAUGUUGUACAGGACUCGGACUCCAGCCUUGAAUCAUACUGGUCUCUCUACACCUGACAGGGGACAUGAACUUCCUGGGCUCUGACAGCUCCCAGCAAGCAGGGUGACCUGUGACCCCACCCCACGCCCAUCCCCAACUGAGGAGCGGG